Talaromyces proteolyticus is the source of this 2905-nucleotide messenger RNA. Its product is annotated as putative alpha-N-acetylglucosaminidase. The transcript has 3 exons. The coding region runs from base 493 to 2793 and encodes 766 amino acids. The record is from RefSeq and is a predicted model, not a curated record. Lineage: Eukaryota; Fungi; Ascomycota; Eurotiomycetes; Eurotiales; Trichocomaceae.
AGAAUAUAUUGAUAAGUACCGAUACAACUAAUUAAUAACUUUAGCGCCAACAUCUAUCUUCGAUUAGCUUCGAAUGGAUUACCCUUUUGCCUCAUUCCCAUUCUCUCUUUUCUCCCAGUGGACAAGGUCCCGGCAAAUGCACCACGACCUCUACCUUUUUCGCUCUUAGAACAGCUUCUCGAGUCAUGUCUCAUCCUUGGGUAGGCCCCGCAAUAAAUGCUAGCUCUGCCAACCUAGUUCUAUCCCGUCCGACUUAAGUGCCCUAGCUUGUUUCUAUUAUAUGGUUGCAACGAAAAAUCGCAAAAAAUGGGUCUCAGCUGGUGUAACUCUAACGACCCCGCAGGCUGGUGUUAUCAAGGGGAAAGCAACAAUAAUAUGUCAGAGUCACCGCUUGAGCGUGGACAACUUUAAAUACUAACUAGCCUCGCGCAUAAUGGAAAUGCUCUCGUCUAAAUCUUUGCAAUCACCUCCGUAUUGCGAAGAGUGAAUAGAAUGCGAUACUUGAGCGGCCUAGCCUGGGGCUGGCUUGGUACGGUCAGUGCCACUAGCCAGACCAUAUCUACUCAAGGUAUAUACGACCUGGUCAAGCGACGAAUUCCCCAGCAUGUGGACAGCUUCGAAUUUUCGCUUGUCAAUGCGACACCAAGUGUAGUUCUGUCCGCAUCGGAGAAACCAAACGAUCAAUUCGUGGUUUCGACGAGCGACGACGGGAAGAUUCUGGUAGAAGGAAAUUCGAUCAGUGCACUGUCAUCUGGUAUGUUUAUCAUAAACAAUUACCACAGGCUUCACAAAUACCUGUCUGAUAUUGCCCAUGUCGGUAUUUACUGGUACAUUGGGAAUCGCUUAGACCUAGCGCCAAGCGAACUCCCUCGUCUAAACGAACCACUCAAGGGCUCCAGCGUUGUGCCCUGGCGUUAUGAUUUGAACACCGUGACCUUCUCGUAUACCGCAUCCUUCUGGGACUGGGAGGAGUGGGAAUUGCAGUUGGACUGGAUGUCUCUCCAUGGGGUUAACCUUCCUCUUGCGUGGGUUGGUUUCGAGAAGACACUAGUCGAAGUCUUCCAGGAGAUUGGCCUGACUGACGCAGAGAUUUUCUCUUUUCUGAGUAGCCCAGCCUUUCAAGCCUGGAACCGAUUUGGGAAUAUUCAAGGCUCCUGGGGCGGCGAGCUGCCGUACUCGUGGAUUGAGAACCAGUUCAACCUACAGAAGCAAAUCGUCGCCAGAAUGGCGGAGCUUGGAAUGACACCAGUACUUCCUGCGUUCACUGGAUUCGUUCCACGUGCCAUUACCCGCGUCUUCCCCAAUGCAUCUGUGGUCGAGGCCCCAUCGUGGGGUAAUUUUCCGCCGCAGUACAGCAACGAUUCAUUUUUGGAACCGUUGGAUGAUCACUUUGGCCCAUUGCAGAAUAGUUUUAUUUCGAAACAGAAAGCUGCUUAUGGAAAUGUGACUAACAUCUAUGCCUUAGAUCAAUACAAUGAGAUAAAUCCAUUCUCUGGAAACACGACAUACCUGACUGACAUUGCUGCUAGCACAAUCAACAGUCUCAAGGCAGCGGACCCCAACGCCAUUUGGAUGAUGCAAGGCUGGCUCUUCUACGAGGCAGAGUCAUUUUGGACCGCGGACCGUAUCGAGGCUUACUUGUCCGGGGUGGCAAAUAGCGGUGACAUGCUGAUCCUGGAUCUCUUCUCAGAAUCGAAGCCCCAGUGGCAGCGCACUGAUUCCUACCACGGAAAGCCUUGGAUUUGGUGCAUGGUGCACGAUUAUGGAGGAAACCAGGGUAUAUACGGACAAAUCGAGAACAUUACCCAGAAUUCUAUGCAAGCAUUGGCGAGCUCACCUUCAAUGGUUGGGCUCGGCCUCACAAUGGAAGGCCAGGAAGGUAACGAAGUUGUAUAUGAUCUGUUGCUCCACCAAGCCUGGUCCGAAACACCCGUUGAUACUGAACAAUACUUCCACAAUUGGGUGACAGCGCGGUACGCGGGCUCGGGCUCAAUCCCUCAGGGCCUUUAUCAUGGAUGGGAAAUCCUGCGCGCGACUGCUUAUAAUAACACAAAUCUCACAGCUUCCAUAUGUGUAACAAGAUCCAUCUUUGUGAAUGAGCCUGCCAUCUCCGGUCUACUCGACUGGACCGGGUUUGAUCCCACCAUAGUGGUCUAUGAUCCAGCAGACCUGGUUCAGGUAUGGAAAUACGUGUUUGAGGCGGCCGCAGCACAACCAGCUCUCUGGUCAAAUCCUUCCUAUCAGUACGAUCUGGUGGAUAUUACGCGACAGGUGAUGGCGAAUGGGUGGGGCACGAUCUAUGCAGACUUGUGCGAUCUAUACGCCCAGUCCAACGCAUCCAGCGCCGAGAUAUAUGCCCAGGGCGCUAAAAUGAUUGGUCUUCUCAAUUCCAUCGACACUGUCCUCUCCACCAACAGAAAUUUCCAACUCAGUCGAUGGAUUGAUGCUGCUCGUGCUUGGGCUCAAGGCAACGAGUCGGAGGCGGCAUACUACGAGUAUAGCGCCCGAAACCAGAUCACGCUCUGGGGCCCUAAUGGGGAGAUCGAUACCUACGCCGCAAAGGAUUGGUCAGGGCUGGUAUCGACCUACUACGUACCGAAGUGGCAAAUAUUUGUUGAAUAUCUUGCGUCGACGCCAACGGCAGACUACAAUCAGACUGAGUUGCAUUCUCAAGUUUUGGCCUUUGAGCUCAAAUGGCAGACUGAGCCAUUAGAUAUAGAAAGCAAGGAACAGGAUCUACAGUACGUGGUGAAGCAGGUCGUGGAGGCUUGGCCAGAUUUGUUCAGUGGUUAAAUUACUGGGUAUGAGCGGAGGCCAAUUUAUCAAUUGGUACAAGAUUUCAUCCCAGACCUCUUUAUUUUAAUACAACCAAAUCCACAGUCAUAGUUCUGAGAUGCAAGACAAC